AAAUGCCAGUUAUAUUUUUAUGAUUAUUAUCAUGUCCAGUGACCUUACAGGAUGGUCUAAUCCCUCCUAUAAAACAUUUCAUAUAAGCUUUAAUUGUUCGCUGUUGCUCAAUAUAUGUAUAGCAAAUAUAUAUCCAGCCAAUAUACAUGUUAUUGUUAGGACACAAAUAAAGGCAUUAUUAUGCCCCCGGAAAAUUCAUUAUUAAUUUUUGUUCUUCUCAAUUCGAAUUCAGACACCACUCCACCGAAUGUGACGUGUGAUGACGUCACAACGAGGCCCUUUUUACCGAACAGUUUUCUUGGACUGAGUGUGGGUGUUUCGUACACGUACGAGGAUUCAAACCCUGAUCCCAGUGGGAUUACUUAUAACGUAACCAAAGGACCAGGCGGAGAUUUGUUCCCGCCCGGACGCACCCCAGUGACGAUGUACGCGGUCGACCUACAUGGCAACAGAGCGACAUGUCUUUUCUACGUGGAAAAUACGCUGACUGAGCUACCAGUGAAUUGCCCAGACCUGAACAGAACGGUCGCCACUGACAUGGGACUGCCCACAUAUUCUUACACCCCUUCCAUAGAGGCCAGUGACGUCACAAAGUCCACUUCCGGGUACAGAUACCACGGAGGUGCAGUUUCUGUGGAUCCUACAAUGGCCAUUGGUAGCAAGCUAGAUGUCGGUACCCAUCUAGACACAGUCUUGAUUUCGGAUGAGGUGCUGAGUAAGACGUGCAUAGGGUAUAUUGUUGUACAGGACACCACUCCACCGAAUGUGACGUGUGAUGACGUCACAACGAGGCCCUUUUUACCGAACAGUUUUCUUGGACUGAGUGUGGGUGUUUCGUACACGUACGAGGAUUCAAACCCUGAUCCCAGUGGGAUUACUUAUAACGUAACCAAAGGACCAGGCGGAGAUUUGUUCCCGCCCGGACGCACCCCAGUGACGAUGUACGCGGUCGACCUACAUGGCAACAGAGCGACAUGUCUUUUCUACGUGGAAAAUACGCUGACUGAGCUACCAGUGAAUUGCCCAGACCUGAACAGAACGGUCGCCAUUGACAUGGGACUGCCCACAUAUUCUUACACCCCUUCCAUAGAGGCCAGUGACGUCACAAAGUCCACUUCCGGGUACAGAUACCACGGAGGUGCAGUUUCUGUGGAUCCUACAAUGGCCAUUGGUAGCAAGCUAGAUGUCGGUACCCAUCUAGACACAGUCUUGAUUUCGGAUGAGGUGCUGAGUAAGACGUGCAUAGGGUAUAUUGUUGUACAGGACACCACUCCACCGAAUGUGACGUGUGAUGACGUCACAACGAGGCCCUUUUUACCGAACAGUUUUCUUGGACUGAGUGUGGGUGUUUCGUACACGUACGAGGAUUCAAACCCUGAUCCCAGUGGGAUUACUUAUAACGUAACCAAAGGACCAGGCGGAGAUUUGUUCCCGCCCGGACGCACCCCAGUGACGAUGUACGCGGUCGACCUACAUGGCAACAGAGCGACAUGUCUUUUCUACGUGGAAAAUACGCUGACUGAGCUACCAGUGAAUUGCCCAGACCUGAACAGAACGGUCGCCAUUGACAUGGGACUGCCCACAUAUUCUUACACCCCUUCCAUAGAGGCCAGUGACGUCACAAAGUCCACUUCCGGGUACAGAUACCACGGAGGUGCAGUUUCUGUGGAUCCUACAAUGGCCAUUGGUAGCAAGCUAGAUGUCGGUACCCAUCUAGACACAGUCUUGAUUUCGGAUGAGGUGCUGAGUAAGACGUGCAUAGGGUAUAUUGUUGUACAGGACACCACUCCACCGAAUGUGACGUGUGAUGACGUCACAACGAGGCCCUUUUUACCGAACAGUUUUCUUGGACUGGAUGUGGGUGUUUCGUACACGUACGAGGAUUCAAACCCUGAUCCCAGUGGGAUUACUUAUAACGUAACCAAAGGACCAGGCGGAGAUUUGUUCCCGCCCGGACGCACCCCAGUGACGAUGUACGCGGUCGACCUACACGGCAACAGAGCGACAUGUCUUUUCUACGUGGAAAAUACGCUGACUGAGCUACCAGUGAAUUGCCCAGACCUGAACAGAACGGUCGCCAUUGACAUGGGACUGCCCACAUAUUCUUACACCCCUUCCAUAGAGGCCAGUGAUGUCACAAAGUCCACUUCCGGGUACAGAUACCACGGAGGUGCAGUUUCUGUGGAUCCUACAAUGGCCAUUGGUAGCAAGCUAGAUGUCGGUACCCAUCUAGACACAGUCUUGAUUUCGGAUGAGGUGCUGAGUAAGACGUGCAUAGGGUAUAUUGUUGUACAGGUUAAUUGUAGCUCUGAUCCUUGUCACAACGGAGGAAACUGCUCCAGCAGUGGAUGCACAUGUCCUUCCGGUUACAUUGGAAGUACCUGUAAUGGUGUUGACUGCGGAACCAAUUCUUGUCUUAAUGGAGCAACCUGUUCAAAUGAUAGUUGUCUCUGUCCUGCCAAUUAUAAAGGAAUCAUUUGUGAAACAGAUGUAAAUGAAUGCCAAGAAAGUGACCCAUGUGCGAACAUUUCCAACAGUUUCUGUUUGAAUAAUAUCGGCUCUUACAAGUGUAACUGUUAUGAAGGCCACGAGAUUGCGACAGUAAAUGGAUCCAAAGUGUGCAGAGAAGCUCCUACUGUUGGGUGUGCAUCUGAUUCUUGUCUCAAUGGAGGCACGUGCAUGGAGGAACCAACGUACCUGACAUGUACAUGCCCGACAGGAUAUACCGGAUCCAGAUGUGAGAGAGAUCUGACCUGUAAUGGUGUUAUCUGCGAUGAAAGUCAAACCUGCUUUCAAAACGAGUGUGCUUGCAGAGCUGGGACUGUUCUGGUGGACGGAAUAUGCCUAGGUGACUGUUCUCCUUCAUGCAAUUUCGAUCGGGAACGUUGUUUACGCUCUAAUACCGGGGAAGCUUCUUGCGAAUGUCGUCCAGGAUACAGGCCGCUCCAGGGGUCGUCAGCUAAGCUGAACUGUGUCCCAAUACGAAGGAUAUUCCUCAUUACAUUCAUCAUCUAUCAGUUUAAUGGAGCUCCUGCCAUCUUUGCUAAUACUUACCUCAAUCCGGAGAGUUCCCAGUUUCAGAUAGGCUCUUCUGCUAUAGCCUACGUGCUGCCCAGGGUGUUGCAAGCUCGAGGAGUCACUGGCAUAGUCGAUGCAUCCAUCGGCCGCUUCUACCAAGGCAGUCUAGGAGUGGAGGUCAUGCUUAGUGCUGAUGACAACUUCCAAGGUAACGGGACUACCAUGACCUCUGCUAUUACGGAGGAGGGAGAGAACAACGAUGAACAUCUCGCUGUCGAUGAUGAGGACAUCCAAAUAGGUUUGAGAUCACUGACUGUGGCAGAAAUUAUGGAUUACGAUGAAUGUGGGAACGCUACUCUUAACGACUGUUCUAUGGAUGCAUCGUGUAGGGAUAUUUCUGGAGUCGGUUUUAACUGUACAUGUAAUGGCGGAUUCAUCGAUCUCUAUCCAAGUUCACUCCCGGGACGUUACUGCAGGGCUGUGCCAGGAGGUUCAUUAAAUGUGGGUUUGAUAGCUGGCUUAACAGCUACAGUAGCCUUUCUACUUCUCUUCGUAUUGGUGAUGGCGUACAUGAUCAUCCCUCGGAUGAGACGAAGGAAACAUUCCCAAAACAUCAAGCGCUUCAUGAGGAAUCACUCCAACACCGGAUACUUCUCGCGAAGUGAAGAACCCGAUGAGUUACAGAUGAAGUAUCGAGAUGGAAGGUCGGCACUCUGAAUUUGAUCACCAUGAGCCUUCCAUGCCUGAUUCUGUGCAUGAUAUAGACACGAUGAACCAUGGGUUUGAAAACGAUAUGUACGACACCGUGUAUGAUUACAACGGCGACCCCGUCGACGAUCACACCGAUAAAGAUCACGGACGGAGCAACAUGGAUCUCAGUGUGGUCUAUAGUGAUAUUGCUCGUGAACUUAAUGACCGUAACUACGAUGAAUAAUAAUCAAUAUUUAAAUGACAAAUCGUGACAUUUGAUAACAAAAAAUACCUGAGUCAUUUUUACUACUUCUGAGGAAAAACGAUAACAAAUAAAUCUUUCAGUGAUGUUACACGUUUUCAUUUGAUUUACAUAGGCAGAUCGUUUCAUUCAUACACAGUUUAAGAUUGAAAAUUGACUUAUGGUUAUUGAAAAGGGGCGGGGGGCUCUACUAUACUAAUUUAAGCGAAUGUCUCAAUUUUGUUUAAAGAAAAUGACUGGGCAGUAUUUGUAACUGCCUGCCUAUGUAUGUAUUUUCUUUUGCUUACGUAUUCUGUGAACAUAUUUUUUUCAUAAGGAUCAUUAGCAGUAAAAUGUUAUUUGAUAUUUUUGCUUUUAUAUUAUUCAGGUUUUACACAUACGUGUAUGCGCUUACUUUGGGUGUAUUGGGGUGAUGAGUUACUCAUUGUAUUUUCUUGUAUUUUCAUGUAAAUCAUUAAAAAUAAACUUGAGUUCUGUUUUGUUUUAAAAUUAAUUCUCAAAAAAUCGAGACUU
This is a messenger RNA of Strongylocentrotus purpuratus (purple sea urchin), 4483 nucleotides long. RefSeq lists its product as uncharacterized. Lineage: Eukaryota; Metazoa; Echinodermata; Echinoidea; Camarodonta; Strongylocentrotidae. Gene Ontology annotation, molecular function: calcium ion binding. Bases 181 to 3735 code for a protein of 1184 amino acids. The transcript has 20 exons. The record is from RefSeq and is a predicted model, not a curated record.